AUGUCUUCUUCCCCACAACCGAGCACCAACGACCUCCUCCGCGAAACCCUACCGCCUCCAAAAAUCGGCGUCGUCAUCUGCUCGCAGCGCCAGCCGCGGAUCGGGGACCAGAUCGGGACCUUCAUUUUCCAGAGCCUCAAGCAGCAUCAACAACAACAGCAAGAGCAAGCCAGUCAGCAGACAUCUCCUGAUGCUCAGCGGCCUUAUGAGCUCUCACUGAUCGACUUGGCGGAUCACCCGCUCCCGUUCUUCGAUGAGCCUGGCAUUCCACAGCGCAUCACGAACCCACAGGACUACACCCACGUCGAAGGGGUAAUACAGCGCGGUAGAUCUAUCCAGUCUUCGCCCCUUGUCUCGUUAUUGGUCGCGAUCAAGGGAUUGGAAAGUACGCUAACACAUGUACAUCGCGAUCAACGGCCAGAACACACCCGCGCCUGGUCCCAACUAAUCACGUCCUACAAGGCAUUCGUCUUCGUCACACCCCAAUACAACUGGGGCUACCCGGCCAAUCUCAAAAACGCCAUCGACUACCUCUUCAACGAGUGGGUGGGCAAGCCGGCCAUGGUCGUGUCGUACGGCGGCCACGGGGGAACGCAAUGCGCCGGACAGCUGAAACAGGUCCUCAGCGGCGUCCGGAUGAAGGUCGUGCAGAAGAGUGUCGGAUUGGCGUUUCCGGGUCCCGGAAGGGAAUUCCUCGUCAGGGCUGCCAUGGGCGAGGAUCUGGGGUUGGACGCGGCCGGGGAGGGACUGUGGGCUAAUGAGGUGGGUGAGGUGAAAGCGGUCUUUGAUGAAUUGGUGAAAAUGUUACAUGACGAAUGA
This is a messenger RNA of Fonsecaea nubica, 819 nucleotides long. RefSeq lists its product as hypothetical. Gene Ontology annotation, cellular component: cytosol. The transcript has 2 exons. Bases 1 to 819 code for a protein of 272 amino acids. The record is from RefSeq and is a predicted model, not a curated record. Gene Ontology annotation, molecular function: FMN binding; oxidoreductase activity. Lineage: Eukaryota; Fungi; Ascomycota; Eurotiomycetes; Chaetothyriales; Herpotrichiellaceae.